AUGGACUCCAUCAAGCAAGGUGCCAACUACGUCAGCGAGAGCGUCCAGCAGGCCCUCCACGGCAGCAAGAAGGAAGCCAACAAGGACAUCGCCAAGGAUUCCGAUGCUCCCAUUGGCACUCGUGCCUCUGCCGCCAAGGAUGCCGUCAAGGACAAGGCCCACGAGAAUAAGCACGACGCCAAGGCCGAGGCUCACAAGCAGGAGAUCUAA
This is a messenger RNA of Aspergillus pseudoviridinutans, 210 nucleotides long. It is a transcript of the gene grg1, whose product is annotated as putative glucose repressible protein Grg1. The record is from RefSeq and is a predicted model, not a curated record. Lineage: Eukaryota; Fungi; Ascomycota; Eurotiomycetes; Eurotiales; Aspergillaceae. The transcript is spliced from 2 exons. The coding region runs from base 1 to 210 and encodes 69 amino acids.